AUGAAGGCUGCCUCAUCAUCUUCAGUCACGCUGCUCGCCUGCUUUCUGAUCUUCACAGGACCGGCAGGGGCCCACCCCUUGGAGAGGAGCUACUUUCAGGGCCCCAGGCUCAGUCUCGAUGGAUUGUUGAGUGAUGAGAGCGCCCAGGCUCUGUUAUAUUUUAUAAGGGAAAGAGCGCCGCAGCUGGAGCUAGGUGACCCCCAUCUGCAGCUGAGGCUGAACCAGGGGUCGCUCUCCACUGGGCACCAGAUGUCAUCCCAGGAUCUGGCCCCAGUACUCAGCAUCCUUCAGACAGUCUUCCAAGAGUCUCGGCCAGAGGAGUCAGCCAGGACCUUCCUGGAGGUGUUUUCUGACCGCCUGAAGAGAGAAGAUCCCCCAAUCUCCAUAGACUUGACUUAUCAUAUCCUCCGGCAUAUGAUUGACAUGGCAAAGACUCAGAACCAGAAGCAUCAGGCGGAACAGAACCGCAUCAUAUUUGACUCAGUAGGGAAGUAA
Molecule: messenger RNA, 495 nt
Organism: Bufo bufo (common toad)
Lineage: Eukaryota; Metazoa; Chordata; Amphibia; Anura; Bufonidae
Gene: UCN
Product: urocortin
Exons: 1
Coding region: 1-495 (164 amino acids)
Cellular component (GO): extracellular region
Molecular function (GO): hormone activity
Source: RefSeq, a predicted model, not a curated record